Molecule: messenger RNA, 2294 nt
Organism: Anneissia japonica
Lineage: Eukaryota; Metazoa; Echinodermata; Crinoidea; Comatulida; Comatulidae
Product: ubiquitin-conjugating enzyme E2 T-like
Exons: 8
Coding region: 414-1481 (355 amino acids)
Molecular function (GO): protein binding
Source: RefSeq, a predicted model, not a curated record
CGACCAGAUCCUAGACUGUUACUACGCCGCGCCUCCUGUCCUGUACUCAACUUUUCCUGAGUUGUUUCUUACUCAUCGUAGGCGCUGAGCAUCGGGGAAAUCCUGUCUCCGAUGACUAGCAUGAGUAUUAUAACAUUGGUUGAAGAUAUAUGGGACAUGGAAGGAAACAUGAUAAGAAAGGUAGAGAGCGAUUUAUUAAACCUGCUUUUUAAAAUUUCUUCAUUUGACAGCCGGUUGCAUGCAUUCACUGUGGAGGGUUUUAUGGAAUUAAUUACAAUGAGCCUGUGUGUUCUACUUGUCAUGCGUUUCUGUAUCCCCCAUUACAAGUCGAUGAGCCUCCAUGUAUCACAAUAACUGGGCCAGAGUCAUCAAGUGAAGGGGAAGAUUCCGGCACUGAGGAGCCAACAGAUUAUAUGUACAAACGCAAAAAAGUUGUUAAAAGUAGACAAAAGAUUAUAUUGUCACCCUUAACAGGUGAACUGUCAGACCGGAUUUCUGAGCUGUCUCUUUACAAAGAGCGGAACAACGUCAUUGAAAAUGGCAUCGUAGAAAACUUACCAAAUGAAGUUCUAGAAAAAAUAUUUUCAUACCUUGAUGAUCUAACAAUGGCAGUGGUGCCACUGGUUUGCCAACGAUGGCAGCAAGUCGCAUCGGACCAUCACAGUAUGGACUGCAUCGAGUGGGAAGAAGCUGUCCAUAAAAGAUGGCCGCUCUUCAAGCCACAAUACCAAGUAAAAUGUUGGAAAACAUGUUUUACAAAGUUAUUAGAAACUGUGCCUUGUAGAAAAUGUGUUGAGCAAAUUAAUAUAGAGAACCGCACAAAUAAUGGUGGAAUUCAAUCGUGGCGAGCCAGACGUUUAAAGACUGAAAUGAAGAACAUCCGGAUGGACCCACCAGAGGGCGUUCUAGCUGUUCCAUUAACAAAGAAUUGUAUCCAUUGGCAGGCAUCGAUUGUUGGCCCUCCUGACAGUCCAUAUGAGGGAGGGAUCUUUUAUUUACACUUACAAUUAGCAAGCAGCUAUCCUAUUAGACCACCAAUUGUGCAUUUUAUGACGAAAAUAUUUCAUCCAAACAUCAGUCGCCAUGGUGAUGUUGGCAUCGAUUCUCUGCAUCAUAACUGGAGUUUGGCUCUGACAAUAACAAAGGUGCUCAUUAGUGUACAGUCAUUGCUCACUGAUCCCUUUACCAAUGUGUGCAUGGAACCUGCAAUCGGUGCUUUAUAUGAAAACAACCGUGAUGAGUUUAACAGGAUCGCUCAGGACUGGACGUGGCGCUAUGCCAUGAUGGACAUGGUCCGGCCUGACGAGUUCAUUGAGAUAAAAACACAGAGCGAUAGCGACGAGAAUGAGGAAAACGACGAGAUGAGGUAUUACCGGAGGUAUUGUGGACAACACAGGCGACCAUAUAAACCGUUUGAUCCCAUGGAAUUAUUAAUUAGUGAAGACAAUAUGAUUGGGAAUGCCGGUGGUCCUGCUGACUAAGUAUUGUCGAAGAACCCCAUUCCCAUGAAAAAAAAAUCAGUGGCAGAUCCAGGAAUUUGAAAUAGAGGGGGGAUCAGGUAGGGACUUUCACAGACAGCGAGUCUACAGCACCUCAGCUUCAAUGUGGUUGGGGUUGAGCAAAGAUAAUUUUUGAUUUGGUUAUUGAAUAUUAUAAUUAUUUUUUUUUAUAUUGUAAUUUUGAAAAAUGUAGGGUGGGGCCUAGGCCAACUGGGCCCCCUUGAAUCCGCCACUGAAAGUUAACAUACACUGGUGACCCUGCUAACUAGUACAUUAACAUCCAAGAACACUUGCCAUAACUUAGUGAAUCAUAUGUUGCCAAAUAUGAACACAACUAUGUGAACGUAAAACAGAUUUGCUUAUCUGUGAUAUUCUUGCAUUCUCUGCACAAGCUAGAUUGUUCUCAAAUGCGCAGUAAAAUUUAUUGAUCGAUAGCUCUGCUGGCUGGUGAGGUCAAAUGACGGAGACUACUUGCCAUAAUAAUAGAUGGAAUACCACAAGAAAGUUCAAAACAUAGUACAUGUCAAAGCAUAAUCGAAAUUGUUUUGAAUCAUGAUUGUCAACAAAAUAUCCGUGAGUUUAAAUGGUUUUUAUUUAUAAUCAAGCUGGUAAUUUACACCUGAAAUACUGUAGAAUGUUACAAAGAAAUAAAAAAAAAAAAACCCAAUUCCAUCUCAGUGUUUCAGAGGUAUUAAAUGUGCCCAAUAAUUUUUCUUGAACACUGUGUCAUGGGGAUAAAUAUAAACAAGAACCCACAUGCCUUUAAUGAAUUAUAUAAAACUUCUUUUAAAAAUA